This is a messenger RNA of Hydra vulgaris (swiftwater hydra), 766 nucleotides long. Its product is annotated as plasmolipin. The record is from RefSeq and is a predicted model, not a curated record. Gene Ontology annotation, cellular component: membrane. Lineage: Eukaryota; Metazoa; Cnidaria; Hydrozoa; Anthoathecata; Hydridae.
CUUGUUGGGUUGUCUUGAGCUAGAGUCGAGUUAUAAACAUGAAUGGUUAUCAGCUAUUUAAGUUACAUCAAAAACUGUCAUCACAGCCAACAAAGAAACCCAACGAUAAAAAAAAUGCCACAAAAUUUGAUAUGAAACCAAACAUCAGAUUUGUUUGUUCUCCUCCUGGUAUAUUGUUGAUCAUAAACAAAAUUUUACUUUUAAUUGCAUGGGUAAUAAUCGCACGCUGGAAAAGUCAAUCAAUUUUAUACAGUCUUAUAUCAAAUAGUGUUUCAUUUUUCAUGGCUACUACUGUGAUACCUUGGUUAAUAAUCAUCGUACUUUUUUUGUUAUAUCUUUUUAAUGUUACCACGAAAAUUCCUAUCAACUGGCCUCUAACACUUUUAGCUCAUUGCAUCUUCUGGGUCAUUCUUAUAAUGAUAUCUUCAAUAAUUAUCGCCAUCAAUGCAAGAAAACAUCAUGAACCUGGAUUAGCAGCAUCGUCGGCAUUCGGAUUCAUUUCUUGUCUUGGUUUAUCAAUUGAGGGAAUCUUCCAUUUCACCGAAUAUAGAAGUUGAAGAUUACCGUUUAAUUCGAUAAUAUAAAAAUUUAAUACCACUCGAAGUAUUUAUGAAAAAAUAUCAAAAUACACAUAUCCUUUAUGUUAUAUAUUUUGUAUGUAAAAUUUAAUGUUUUAUUUUUGCUUAAGUCUUAUUUAUUUACGUUUUGUUUACAGUAGUUUUGUUAAAAAUUGCAUUUGAAAAUAAAUUAGUAAUUACAACUUAAA